CAUUGACAAAAUAUUUUCAAUAAAUCAUAUUAUUAAAUGAGGUUUUCAAUACAUUCACAGGGUAUCUUGGUCCAUCACUCUUGCCUCGCCUCCUCUCAGCUGCGGAAGGGUUGGUGUGGUUUAUGGGAUACACUGAUUUCGUGACUUUAUUUUUCGCCAUCAUCGUUUGGUGUACUGCUUACGUUACUGUUGCACUUCUUGCUUCUCUUCGUGCCGUCAAUCAUCUCUGUACUUCCUGAAACAAACAACUCAUUGCAAUGGGUUAUGCUCAGCUUGUUAUUGGUCCUGCUGGUAGUGGCAAGUCUACAUAUUGCUCAAGUUUGUACCAACACUGUGAAACUGUGCGACGAUCAAUCCAUGUCAUGAAUCUUGAUCCUGCUGCUGAAAAUUUUGACUAUCCUGUUGCAAUGGAUGUAAGGGAACUCAUUUCUCUGGAUGAUGUUAUGGAGGAGCUUGGAUUAGGUCCUAAUGGUGGUCUUGUAUACUGCAUGGAACACCUUGAAGACAGCCUAAAUGGUUGGCUCGAUGAGGAGCUGGACAAUUAUUUAGAUGAUGAGUACUUGGUUUUUGAUUGCCCUGGGCAGAUAGAACUUUAUUCACAUGUGCCGGUAUUCCGGAACUUUGUUGAACAUUUGAAACGAAGAAAUUUUAAUGUCUGUGUUGUGUACUUGCUUGAUUCACAGUUCAUGGUAGAUGUGACCAAAUUUAUAAGUGGAUGCAUGGCUUCCCUUUCUGCAAUGGUUCAACUUGAACUCCCUCAUGUCAAUAUCCUCUCAAAAAUGGACCUUGUGACUAACAAAAAGGAUCUUGAAGAAUUCUUGGAUCCAGAACCCACCUUUCUACUAUCUGAAUUGAAUAAACGGAUGGCUCCUCAGUAUGCAAAGUUGAAUAAAUCUUUGAUUGAACUGGUAAGUAGUUAUAGCAUGGUGAGUUUUAUACCACUGGACUUGAGGAAGGAUAAAAGCAUACAAUAUGUAUUGGCUCAAAUCGACAACUGCAUUCAGUAUGGAGAAGAUGCAGAUGUGAAGGUUAGGGAUUUUGAUGAAGAUGAAGAUGAGUAGCUUAUUCCCUUCUGCAGCAAUGUUUGGCAUGAUUGAAAGUUCAGCCUUCACAAUGACUUAAUGGUUAUCAAACUCAAAUUGUUAAUAAUCUACAUAAUAGUUUUUCGUUAGAAUGUUCAGUGUGGAUUGGGGACCUUGAUGAUUUAUAAAAUUUAGCCUCCUAAUGGGGAGAUGAUUUUGGGUAGGGUUAGUCAAUACUUCGCUGUCACUGCUUGCUUGGUUUCAACAACAUGAACGUAUUUAGACCUCGUUACUUUGGUUACUAAUUGCGAUAGCGAAUUCUGAAAUCUUCGGAUCCAAGAUUGAAUGUUUUUGAAAAUUUGUUGAAGUGGGAUAUUGAUUGUUUUUUAUCCAAAGAGCUGGAGCGGAGUAAGGUAGUGUUAAAUACAUAAAUUUGUUGAGGAGAUUCACUUAUGUUUGUGGCUUUGCUGAAAGCCUGGAAGUUGUUGGGAAAUUAUCACAACUUCACUGUGGUUCUUAAAAUCAACAGGCUAUAUCUUUGGUACACAUUAACCAACUGAAACUUUUAUAUUAUCCGGAUUUUCUUUCUGAUUUUAAUAAAUUAGUGCUGGUAUUAUGGA
This is a messenger RNA of Medicago truncatula (barrel medic), 1642 nucleotides long. Its product is annotated as GPN-loop GTPase 3. The record is from RefSeq and is a predicted model, not a curated record. Lineage: Eukaryota; Viridiplantae; Streptophyta; Magnoliopsida; Fabales; Fabaceae. The transcript is spliced from 10 exons. Bases 258 to 1061 code for a protein of 267 amino acids. Gene Ontology annotation, molecular function: GTPase activity.